Molecule: messenger RNA, 4016 nt
Organism: Haplochromis burtoni (Burton's mouthbrooder)
Lineage: Eukaryota; Metazoa; Chordata; Actinopteri; Cichliformes; Cichlidae
Product: ATP-binding cassette sub-family C member 2-like
Exons: 22
Biological process (GO): transmembrane transport
Cellular component (GO): apical plasma membrane
Molecular function (GO): ATP binding; ABC-type transporter activity; ATP hydrolysis activity
Source: RefSeq, a predicted model, not a curated record
AGGAGCUUAUUUGCGCGAAUUACAAACCUUGAUUCUGUAAAUGAUUUUGCUUUAUCGGUUGAAUGUUUUCAGUGACUCACUAGAAAGCCUGUAGUGUACUUUUUGUAGAAACCAGGCACAGAUUCGAAUCUUGUAUUCUCUUCGCUAAUCCAGCACCUCUCUGUUGUAUUAAAUGUCGUUUCUCUGUAGAGGGAAUAAGCAACUUUUUUUUCUGCUUAAAAACCCUCAUGGAUCAAAGUCCCUUACAGCCACAUCCUACAAUUGUCAGUGAACUGUGGGAGAGGAGAAAGCAGCAGUAUUUGAGUAAAACACGGCAGUAGUGGGGCAGAGGGUGAGAGGCGUCGGCUUGUCUGAUCAGCUGAGGUUGACUGAAGCCAUCACUGUAAAGCAUGUGUGCGGCAGCUCUGGAGGAGUACUGUGGGUCCAUUUUUUGGAAUGCUUCAUAUCUGAAGCGACCAGACCCAGACCUUCCACUAUGUGUGGAACAGACAGUUCUUGUAUGGAUCCCCCUUUGUUUCCUGUGGCUCUGUGCCCCAUGGCACCUGCUGGCUCUCUGUCAGAGUGCAAAUGUAAACACAAAACAACUGUCCAAGCUCUACAUCUGCAAACAGCUUGUGGCGUCUCUGUUGUUCAUGACGGCCAUAGCACACCUGGGAGUCACACUAGGCGAAGAUUUUGGUCCAAACAGUGACCAAUCUUCAAAAAAUGCUGCUGCAUACUACGCAAAUCCAGUUUUAUUUGCAGUCACAUGGAUCCUUGUCCUGCUUUGCCAUGAAGGAUUAAGAUGGGAAGGAGCAAUAGACUCUGCCUCUAUUUUCCUCUUCUGGUUGCUCCUUGUAGUGUGUGACAUCUUUCCUUUCCAGACCCUCCUACGAGAGGCUCUCAGACUGGGCGAGGUCCGUGAUGUCCCACGUUUCAGCCUUUUCUACAUUUCUUUUGGGCUUGAACUGAUUUCAUUAGUUCUUUCUACUGUGGCUGAUAUCCCCCCAGAAGCUAAAGACUUAUAAAAAAGGUACCCUUUAUUUAAUCCUGAAGCAGGUGCACCAUUUUUGAGUAGAAUAACAUUCAACUGGUUAAACAGUAUGGUCUUAAAAGGCUACAAACAACCUCUGGUUCAGGAGGACAUGUGGGAUCUGAAUGAGAGUGAUAGCACUGCUUUCAUCAAUGAGCGUUUCCAGCAUUUCAUGAAGCCUGAGUUGGAUGCAGCUAGGGUCCGCUUCCAGAACAAGAUGAAAAAGAAAUUGUUUCAGAACAUACACAGUGCCCAGGAAGACCCACAGCAAAAUGGGCUUUCCAGUGGUCUGGGGAAAGGGGUGAGUUAGGAUGUACUAAUGAUGGAGGAAAGGGGGAAGAAGGAAGAUGAAAAGAAGAAAAAGGACAAUAAGGAGGAAGAGAACUAUCCCAAUUCAUGGCUGAUUACCACCAUUUACAAGACCUUUAAAAGGAUUCUGAUUGAAUCUUUCUGCUUCAAACUUCUGGAGGAUGUGUUAACCUUUGUCAGUCCUCAGCUCCUUAAAUUGAUGAUCUCCUUCACUCAGGACAAAUCCAGAUAUGCCUGGGAGGGCUAUUUGUAUGCAGUGUUGCUGAUGGUGGUGGCUCUGCUACAGUCUCUGACCCUACAGCAGUAUUUCCAGCGCUGCCAUGUGCUGGGGAUGAAGGUUCGCACUGCACUUAUGGCUGCUGUGUAUAAAAAGGCAUUAGUGGUGUCCAAUGACACUCGUAAGGAGUCAACAGUAGGGGAAAUGGUGAACCUGAUGUCAGCAGAUGCCCAGCGCUUCAAUGAUGUGACCAACUUUAUCCACCUGCUGUGGUCCUGCCCUCUGCAGAUCAUCAUAUCCAUUGUUUUCCUGUGGCUGGAGUUAGGACCUUCUGUGUUGGCAGGACUGGGAGUCAUGGUGUUAAUAAUUCCAACCAAUGCAGUGCUAGCAACCAAGGCCAGAAAACUCCAGAUAGAGAACAUGAACUUUAAAGAUAAGAGAAUGAAAAUCAUGAAUGAAAUUCUAAAUGGGAUCAAGAUUCUGAAGCUGUAUGCUUGGGAGCCAUCCUUCCAGAAGCAGGUGGAAGACAUUAGAGGGGAAGAACUAAAAGUCAUGAAGAAGUCUGCCUACCUACACUCCUUCUCCAUUCUUACCUCAUGCUGCAUUCCAGCUCUGGUUUCUCUGGCCACGUUUGCAGUAUUUGUUAGUGUGAGCAACGAUAAUGUGUUAACUGCUGAGAGAGCUUUUACUUCCAUCUCUCUCUUCAACAUCCUCCGAGCUCCUCUUGCCAUGCUGCCCAUGCUCAUUGCUUCCAUUGUACAAACAGCAGUGUCUAAGAAGCGCCUGGAGAAGUUUCUGGCAGGGGAAGACAUCGACAGUGACAUUGUGCGCCAAGACCCCAGUUUCAAUACUGCUGUGAGCGUAUGUGAUGGUUCCUUUGCUUGGGAAAAAGAUGCAAAGCCUCUGCUGAAAGAUGUGAAUUUGGACAUUGAGCCUGGUCGGUUGGUUGCCGUAGUGGGAGCUGUUGGGUCAGGAAAGUCGUCUCUUAUGUCAGCCCUCCUUGGAGAGAUGCACAGUACCAAAGGUUUUAUCAACAUUAGGGGUUCUCUUGCUUUUGUACCGCAGCAAGCCUGGAUCCAAAAUGCUACUUUGAGGGAUAAUAUCUUGUUUGGAUCUCCACAUGAGGAAGAGAACUUCAAAAAGGUCAUACAGGCCUGUGCUCUUGCCCCAGACCUUGAGCUGCUGCCUGGAGGAGACCUCACUGAGAUUGGAGAGAAAGGUAUCAAUCUCUCAGGGGGUCAAAAGCAGCGUGUGAGCUUAGCCAGAGCAGUCUACAGUCAGGCUGAUAUCUAUCUAUUAGAUGACCCUUUGUCUGCUGUGGACUCACAUGUAGGAAAGCAUCUUUUUGAAAAUGUAAUUGGACCCAAUGGAAUGCUUAAAAACAAGACUCGUAUCCUGGUGACUCAUGGCAUAUGCUUCCUGCCAUACGUGGAUGAAAUAGUGGUUUUGGAGAAUGGAGUCAUUUCUGAAGUUGGAUCCUAUGAAAACCUUCGUGCCAGUGGAGGAACUUUUUCUAAGUUUCUCGACACAUAUGCCAAAGAGCAGAGCAAUCAGAGAAAUUCAGAAACAGGUGAGGGCCAGGAUGCAGAAGACAUUGAGCUCUUCCCAGAUGGAGACAAUGCCCAACCUGACGGUGCUUCGGAGGACACUGUUUCUCUUACACUGGAGCAAGAAAACAGCAUCCGCCGCAGCCAGCGCAAUGGCAGUGUCAGAUUAAGAAGAAAUAAUUCCCCUACAAAAUCUGCAAAUGCUGAUGAACCAAAGAAAGGCCAGAAGCUUAUAGAGAAGGAAACUAUGGAAACAGGACAGGUGAAGCUUGCAGUGUUCCUGCAGUACCUGCGAGCCAUGGGCUGGGGAUAUUCUGCCAUGGUUUUCGUGAUUUACUUCAUCCAGACCGCUGCUUUCACCGGUCAAAAUCUGUGGUUGAGUGACUGGACCAGUGAUUCUGUGGAGUACUACAACAUGACAUACCCUUCCUGGAAGAGGGACACAAGGGUGGGAGUGUUCGGAGCUCUUGGAGUGGCUCAGGGUAACUGAACAGUCGUUCGUUGUUCCUUUUGUAUUUGCAAAUAUUUUCAGGUUCAUGUAAGUUAACAUUAAGCAACUUUAUCUCUUAAAGUAAGGAAAAUUCUGUACCCUGUUAUUUAGGAUCCACUCAUUUUUAGAGCGCUAUAUAGACAACCUAAACUUCCAGUCUUUUUAUUGUACUAGAGGACUUGUGCACUGUGUGCGUUAGGUCCUUUGUCACAGGGACCCAUGCUGCAAAGUGCAUAGGCACCUAUAACUUUUUAGGUUAAUAAGUAGAGACAAUUAUGAGGAAUUUAUUGAUAUACAGAAUUCAGUUAAGCUAUUUAAUGAUUAAACUCUGUUGGCCCAUCUUAGCAAAAUGGAUUUCCAGCAAUAAUAGGAAUUAGGCAAGACAAGGCAAGUUUAUUUAUAUAGCACAAUUCAACAACAAGGUAAUAAAAAAAAAGGAAA